GUCAGCAGCAGCAGGAGGACGGGUUACACUGGCACUGACACUCACAUCCCACACUGGAUUUACCGGACUCCACCUGUCGCGAGCGCUCUGUUGUUUUUCCUGUCCGUGUCGUAAACGCUCUGACACAGCACGGCACGGCACGAGACACAAACACAGGAACGAGAGCUGGGAAAACCGAAAAGAACAUAAACAGGUGAAAUAAUGAGCGCUGCAGUUCUCUGAAGGAUUGUUCCAUUUGCCCGAGGACCGAAGAGGAAACAGAAGCAUAACCCCGGUGGAUGGGUUUUAUCCGCAGUGCCUGAGCCGAGCAGAAGAGCGGCCGAGCGGGGAGCACCAUGUCCAGACCGCCGCAGCCGCAGCAGCAGCACCGGACGCCGUUCAAGUUCACCGACAGUGUGGUGGAGGUCAAGAGCAAAUUUGAGGCAGAAUACCGCCGCUUUGCCCUGAAGAGGAACGGCCCGGCCGGCUUUCAGGAGUUCUACCGCCUCCUCCAAACCAUCCAUCGCAUCCCCGGUGUGGACGUGCUGCUGGGAUACGCCGACGUCCACGGAGACCUCCUUCCCAUCAACAAUGACGACAACUUCCACAAAGCUGUCUCGUCAGCCAAUCCGCUGCUCCGCAUUAUCAUAACCAAGAGAGAAGAUGAACCGGUAGUUUUUGCCACCAACUCCCUGCAGAGGCGUAAAAAGGGGCUGGGCUUGACCGGCCUGCGCACCCCCGGCUCAGGCUCCACCCACUCCAAGAACAGACCGGGCCUUAUGAUAGGUCUGCCGCAGAACUUCCGACAGAUCUCCUCCAUCAUCGACGUGGACAUCUUACCCGAGACACAUCGGCGGGUACGACUGCACAAGCACGGUACCCACAAACCCCUGGGCUUCUACAUCCGGGACGGCGUGAGCAUGCGGGUCACACAGCAGGGCGUCGAGAAGGUCCCGGGGGUGUUCAUAUCCCGUCUGGUGCGGGGGGGGCUGGCAGAGAGCACGGGGCUGCUGGGAGUUAAUGACGAGAUCCUGGAGGUCAACGGCAUCGAUGUGGCAGGGAAAUCUUUGGAUCAGGUUACAGACAUGAUGGUGGCCAACAGCCACAACCUCAUAGUGACGGUCAAACCCGCCAACCAGAGGAACAACGUGGUGCAUCGUGGGAGCAAAACCUCAAUGGGCAACUCAGGUUCUGUGGGCUCAGCCGGAUCGAGCGGCUCAGCUCUGUCACACGACUCGCCAAGCCCCGCCUCUCAGAGCAACCCCAUCACUGCGAGCAACAGCAUUGCCGAGGGCGACAGUGACGACGACGAUGACGACGGCGACCUGAUUCUGGAGAGUGACUGCCUGACGCCCUACGACUCCCAGCGGGUCGCCAACGGCAACAACACCAACCUUAACAGGGACUCCCCGGGGGUCAGGCCCCUCCCACAGAGCGUCUCCUUGCCCAAUAGCGUCGGAGCGUCCCUGAGCGAAAGCUCGCUCGUGUCCAAUCAGAACGGAAACCCCGCCCACACACCCAGCAGCAGUCAGGAGAGCAUGAGAGAGGACGGCAACGUCAUCACACUGUGACACGGCUGGGACUAUGGGAUGGGCUGUCACCAUGACAACCGCGGAUGGCCGUGCUCCCGUCAGCACGUUUCCUUUUAAAGACUCACAGACCGUUCCUGUGGACAGGUGAGGCUCUGUCAGCCCUGGUGCAUCAUGGGGGUUUCCCAGUCUACGGUGUAACAACACUGACUCUUUAUGUGGUUUAUGAGGUCAGCUGUCAGGUUCCAAACAAGGAUUUAGAGUUGCCAGAGGGAAAUGAUUCCAAUGCCAUCAUGUUUGAACACAAUCUCUUCAGCUGUGACUCAGAAUGAAAAUCUGCAGAAUUUAGCGGACUGUUUUUCUGCUUGGGGUGGAGAUGUGUUUUUGUUUUUUUAAAUUUGAUUCUGCAGAUGCCGUGUGGCCCUGCUGAUGUGCAAAUGAAGCUUCAUGAACCAUCAGUUUCAUGAAGUAUCUUCUGAGCCCACUAGGGGGCGCUCUUGGGUUAAAGAAAAAAGGUUUAACAAAUGGCCACUCAGUGUGCUUUAACCGUUUGUUGAACAGAGAGCGCCAUCUAGUGAGCUCAGGAAGUAAAGGGAAUGCUUCAUGAAGCUUCAUGUAGACAUCAGAAACGAUCGAUGUAGACUUUGAGAAAUGUCAGAGUGUUAAAGAGAUGAUCUCUAUCCCAGGGUUGCACCAGUCACAAACAUCCCGUUAACUGCAGGAUGGCUGACUCGUUGACUACAACGAGACAAUGAAAGAACAAUAUCCAGUGAAACAUUAAUGGCUCUAUGUUCUUGGCAGCACAACAGCCAGUGGCAGCAGCAUGACGAGAGUUUGCUAUUUCCCUGACUCUGAAACUCUCUCUGCUCACGUCUGUUUCUAGAGCUGCUAGUCUGGGGAUUUCAUCAACAGGAGCAAAGUCAGUACGGUACUUGUAGCAAAUGCUCAGCAAUAAUGGAGUCAUCUUUAAGAAUCAAACUAACUACUACUUGCUUUUUAACAACUCAGUUGUAAAAGGAAAGUCUAAAUCCCUGCAGACGUGAAGGCAGCAGGACACAUGUUGACACAUCUGCAGCCUUUGAUUGGAGGAAGUGGUACUCAGCUGUUUCAGAGCUAUGAGAGCAGUGAUGGGAUUGGCUGAGAGUGUAUUACUAUAGACUCAACAGCAGAAUAGAGCCCUAAUUGUAUUAUUAUAAAUCACAUAAUAUAUUGAAGAAGGGGAUUUAAUAAAGGGAUUAAAUAAUA
Sander lucioperca (pikeperch) is the source of this 2753-nucleotide messenger RNA. RefSeq names its product par-6 family cell polarity regulator alpha (gene pard6a). Gene Ontology annotation, molecular function: protein kinase C binding. NCBI's taxonomy places the organism in Eukaryota, Metazoa, Chordata, Actinopteri, Perciformes, Percidae. Bases 336 to 1550 code for a protein of 404 amino acids. The transcript is spliced from 6 exons. The record is from RefSeq and is a predicted model, not a curated record. Gene Ontology annotation, cellular component: apical plasma membrane; cell cortex; nucleus. Gene Ontology annotation, biological process: establishment or maintenance of cell polarity; regulation of cellular localization; centrosome cycle.